Molecule: messenger RNA, 2457 nt
Organism: Ylistrum balloti
Lineage: Eukaryota; Metazoa; Mollusca; Bivalvia; Pectinida; Pectinidae
Exons: 12
Coding region: 1-2457 (818 amino acids)
Molecular function (GO): protein binding
Source: RefSeq, a predicted model, not a curated record
AUGGCUAAAGUUAUGCUGUCCGUGGUCCUUGCAGCGUGCAUGCUCGUUUCAGCGUUCUGUGCACCCGAUAAUGCUGGAAUCGAAUUUAUAAUUGGCUACAUGGAAAAUAUCGCGGCUAAUUACGACGUCGAACUUUUCGUAACUACUAUGAAAACAACUACGGUCAAUGUUCAGAUUACAGCACCACGUUAUCCAUCAGCAGGAAUCAGCGAAAGUUUCACAGUUACUUCUGGUUAUGUCAAAGAGUUAGCUUUCUCGCCACUGAUUCGUAUGUCAGGAACGAAUAUGGAUUCCAAAGGAAUAUGGAUAACUGCAGAUGACGAAGUGGUGAUUUAUGGAGUCAAUAAGGAAACGUAUUCUUGUGAUGCCUUUCUUGGUCUGCCCACUGAUGUUAUUGGUAAAGAAUAUUAUGCCGUUACAUACUACCCUCCAUCACAACAGUGUGAGAUUCUGAUUGCUGCCGUAAACGAUACCACAUCCGUUAACGUGACCCUGGGGUCAUCACUUAGUAAUGACUAUGUUUACUAUGACAGUACAUAUUAUUACGCGGGGAAUACAUUUGCUCUUUCCAUGGACAGAUUCGAUACCUUUCAGUUCUACAGUUCCGGUGAUCUUAGCGGAACCAAGAUCUCGGCUGACAAAAACGUCGCCGUGUUCAGCGGAAACAAGAAAACCAAGAUUGGUGCAGGCGGAAGUUCUGAUCAUUUAGUUGAACAAAUUACACGUGUUGACUCUUGGGGAAAGAAUUUCAUUACUGUUCCCAUUCCUUUGCGAACAGUUGGUGACUACUUCCGGUUUAUAUCCAGCGAGGCCUCAACAGUAAUAACAAUCACAGGAGGAUACACUGACACCUUUACCAUAACUAACGCUGGUGACAUGAUUGAGAAGGACAUCCCGUCUACCGCCUAUUGUAAGGUCACGUCCGACAAACCCAUUCUGGUGGUGCAGUUUUGCUUGAGCCAGCAGUCCAGUGCAGAACAAUCCGAUCCGAUGAUGAUGAUUAUUCCACCAAUUGAACAGUACGCAGCUGAUUACACAUUUGCAACACCAAGGUACUCCCAGGGAUCUUACAGUAACUACUUCAUGUUUGUGGUGAAAGAUUCAGAGAAGGAUGGACUCCGACUCGACGGUGAUGUGUUUCCUAGUACCACUUAUAACUCCAUCAGUGGUACCGAGUACGUCGCCGGAUAUGUCGCCGUCAGCCAUGGCUCCCAUACCGUUCGGCACACCUCUACUAUCUCCAUAUUCGGAGGAUAUUUAUACGGCCAAGCCAGAUACGAGACAUACGGUUUUACUACUGGUAUGCGUAUGGCCCCAAUCAACACCGUUUGCGUGAACACUACCUCUGUUGUGGGUGACGGUGUUGAUAAUGACUGUGACGGUCUCAUAGAUGAGGAACUCUGUACAACAGCUAAUAAUUACGCAGAUGAUGACGGAGACGGCUUGAUUGAUGAAGAUUGUGCCAAACCUGCCCCAAUUGACGGUAAUUGGGCUAGCUGGGGAUCCUUCGGUGAUUGCUCAUUGACUUGCAUGGACUUUGGAUCAUCACAGACUGGAGUGAUGGAAAGAACUCGAAACUGUUCGGAUCCAGCUCCGGCAUAUGACGGUGCUCAGUGUGUUGGAGAUGGUACUGAAACACAGUCAUGCACCACAAGUACCUACUGUCCCAUAAAUGGCGAGUACGGACCUUGGACAUCAUGGGGAGAUUGCUCUGUGACAUGCGCAAAUGGUGUCAAAAACCGCACACGCGCAUGUGACAGUCCCACCCCCCAAUAUGGCGGCAACAACUGUACAGGAGACGCCUCAGAGAUGACUGAUUGCACCCUUAGUCCUUGUCCAAUUGAUGGCGGAUAUACCGACUGGUCAGCGUGGGGCGUGUGUACUGUCACGUGCGGAGGUGGCACCCAGGAUCGAACCCGUAGCUGCACCAACCCUUCCCCCGCCCACGGAGGUGCUAGUUGUAACGGAACGGACUUUGAGAGUCAGGAUUGUAACACGGCUGUUUGUAUAAUCGAUGGAGAUUGGGGAGCUUGGGGAUCUUACGGAGUGUGCACGGUCACUUGUGGAGGAGGAACGCAGUCGCGCGCACGAAGUUGUGAUUCCCCACUUCCAGCUAAUGGUGGCCUCCAGUGUGUUGGAGAUUCUAGCGAGUUCCAGUCCUGUAACUCUGCUGCCUGCCCGAGCCCUUCCCCUGGCACCUAUGUACAGAAUUGUCCCUCCGGAUGGUUUUCGUGUGCGAAUCCCUCAACCAUAAGUUGUAUCGAAGAAUCAUUUAAGUGCGACUGUUCCGAAGACUGCGAUGACGGAAGUGACGAAACGGAAGUAUAUGCGGGAUGUACAACUGCAUGUUCAGCUGGCGCUGGCGCUGCCGGUUCCGGAGCUACAGAAGCAAUCACAAAGAUUUCAACCGUCCUGAUGCUGAUCUGUCUUUUUGUGGCUGGAACAGUUUCCGUAUAA